AUGGACAAUCUCAGCAGCAAGCAUGCGGAUGUUUGGUCCUGUGGUGUGACUCUUUGUGUGAUGCUGGUUGGAGGUUACCCGUUUGAAGACCCCGAUGAUCCGAGAAACUUCAGGAAAACAAUCCAACGUAUAAUGGCUGUCCAGUACAAGAUCCCGGAUUACGUUCACAUAUCGCAGGAGUGCAAACACCUUCUCUCUCGCAUAUUUGUCACUAAUUCAGCUAAGAGAAUCACACUUAAAGAGAUCAAGAAGCAUCCAUGGUACUUAAAGAACUUGCCAAAGGAGCUUACAGAGUCUGCUCAAGCGGCGUACUACAAGAGAGAAACCCCGAGCUUUUCCCUCCAAAGCGUAGAGGACAUAAUGAAGAUCAUUGAAGAAGCAAGGAGUCCAGCUCCGUCUUCUAAUGCCGUUAAGGGCUUUGAUGAAGAUGAAGAAGAUGUGGAGGACGAGGUGGAAGAAGAAGAGGAAGAGAAAGAGGAAGAGGAGGAGGAGGAGGAAGAAGAUGAAUACGAGAAGCAUGUCAAAGAGGCGCAUUCUUGCCAAGAUCCCCCCAAAGCUUAAGAAACUCUCACUCUGUUGUUUAAUAUUCAAUCUCCUUGUAUCUUUACGUUUAUGUGAAUUCCAAGUUUUAAAAUUUUAUCUACGCAA
Arabidopsis lyrata subsp. lyrata is the source of this 648-nucleotide messenger RNA. Its product is annotated as serine/threonine-protein kinase SRK2H-like. Gene Ontology annotation, molecular function: ATP binding; protein serine/threonine kinase activity. The record is from RefSeq and is a predicted model, not a curated record. Gene Ontology annotation, biological process: protein phosphorylation; intracellular signal transduction. The transcript has 4 exons. The coding region runs from base 1 to 561 and encodes 186 amino acids. Lineage: Eukaryota; Viridiplantae; Streptophyta; Magnoliopsida; Brassicales; Brassicaceae.